AUGGACUCGGAGGGCGCGGAGCUCGUGCCUCUUGCUGCUGGCCCCGUUGCUGCCCCGGGCGACGGCGUGGGCCGGGCGUUCCCAGCGCUGGAGGUGGACGAGACGUGGCUCAUCGUCGACCCGUUCCACCCGGACUUCGGGAUCAAGCGGAACCCGCUGCCCUCGGCCCCAGCUGCCGGGCUGCAUGCCUUGGUAGUGGACAGCAGCGGGCGGCCCGCCGCGGCGAAGAAGGUGAAGGACUCCGAGGGUGGCUUCCUCGAGGCGGCCCGCAAGUGGUUGGACGACGUGGAGGCCGCUGAUCGAGGUGAGCGCAAGGAUGGCGGCCUGGAGGCACGUCUCCGACGGGCCCUGGACGGGGGCACGGCCUCGCCCGUGUCCGGCGAGGACGCCCGGACCCUCCCCGCGAAUUUCGACGAGCACGGGGGGCGCACGGGCAGGGAGAUGAAGCUGCUGACGGAGAUCUUGUGCCUGAGUGGGACCUACGACCAGAAUAGUGACCCCUCCCUGGCGUGCAUCGAUGCGGUGAGUCGCCGCGUGCGCCUGGUGAUAGAG
Prorocentrum cordatum is the source of this 552-nucleotide messenger RNA. Lineage: Eukaryota; Dinophyceae; Prorocentrales; Prorocentraceae. The record is from the annotation of a GenBank genome assembly.